This is a messenger RNA of Neogale vison (American mink), 3997 nucleotides long. RefSeq names its product sphingosine-1-phosphate phosphatase 2 (gene SGPP2). Gene Ontology annotation, molecular function: sphingosine-1-phosphate phosphatase activity. Gene Ontology annotation, biological process: phospholipid dephosphorylation; sphingosine metabolic process. The transcript has 5 exons. Gene Ontology annotation, cellular component: endoplasmic reticulum membrane. The record is from RefSeq and is a predicted model, not a curated record. NCBI's taxonomy places the organism in Eukaryota, Metazoa, Chordata, Mammalia, Carnivora, Mustelidae. Bases 1 to 1200 code for a protein of 399 amino acids.
AUGGCCGAGCUGCUGCGGAGCCUGCAGGAUUCCCAGCUCGUCGCCCGCUUCCAGCGCCGCUGCGGGCUCUUCCCGGCGCCGGAUGAAGGCCCCCGCGAGAACGGCGCGGGCCCCGCGGAGGGCGCGGCGCGGGCGCCGGGGCUCGGGCAGCUCUCUGCGGCCAACUGCAAGGGCGGCGGGGGGCCGGCCAACGGGCUGCGGAGAGUCGCGGCCCCGCAGGCUUAUGUACAGAAGUACAUUGUGAAGAAUUAUUUCUACUAUUACCUAUUCCGAUUUUCUGCUGCUCUGGGUCAAGAAGUCUUCUACAUCACAUUUCUUCCAUUCACUCACUGGAACAUUGAUCCUUAUUUAUCCAGAAGACUGAUCAUCAUAUGGGUUCUGGUGAUGUACAUCGGCCAGGUGGCCAAGGACAUCUUGAAGUGGCCCCGCCCCCUCUCCCCUCCAGUGGUGAAGCUGGAGAAGAGGGUGAUUGAUGAGUACGGAAUGCCGUCUACCCACGCCAUGGCAGCCACCGUCAUAUCCUUCACCCUCCUCCUCUCCACUAUGGACAGAUACCAGUAUCCCUUUGCUCUGGGACUUCUGAUGGCUGUGGUGUUUUCCACCUUGGUGUGUCUCAGCAGACUCUACACCGGGAUGCACACGGUGCUGGAUGUGCUGGGUGGCAUCCUGGUCACUGCAGUCCUCAUCGUCCUCACCUACCCCGCCUGGACCCUUAUCGACCGCCUGGACUCGGCCAGCCCCCUCUUCCCCGUGUGUGUCAUCGUGGUGCCCUUCUUCCUGUGUUACAACUACCCCGUGUCUGACUGCUACAGCCCCACCAGAGCGGACACCACUACCAUUCUGGCCGCAGGGGCGGGGGUGACUCUCGGGUUCUGGAUCAAUCACUUCUUCCAGCUCGCGUCCGCGCCCACCGAGGCUCUCCCUGUCGUUCAGAACAUCCCGCCACUCACCACCAACAUGUUGGUCUUGGGACUGACCAAAUUUGCCGUGGGGAUCGUGUUGAUCCUUCUAGUGCGUCAGCUGGUUCAAAACCUCUCCCUGCAGGUGCUGUACUCCUGCUUCAAGGUGGUCACCAGGAACAAGGAGGCCAGGCGGAGACUAGAGAUCGAAGUGCCUUAUAAGUUCGUCACCUACACGUCUGUGGGACUCUGUGCUACGACCUUUGUGCCCAUGCUGCACAGGUUUUUGGGACUGCUCUGAACCUCAGAGAGGUGGAAGGGAGUCCCCUGGACCAGGGAGCCCAAACAGGAAAGGGGUGAGGUGGGCAAGUUUUGACAAUACCUUUUUCUUUAAAAAAAAAAAAAGAAAAAAGAACUCCUAAGUCACAUAUCCGUUUUGCUGAUAGCUGAGAUCAACGUUGCUGCCGUGUGAAAGGAAGUACUGUGUCCUAGGACCAUCAGUCUGUAAGCAUCUGGCCGCAGGGGAAGCCAGGCUAACCCCGCAGUCUGUUGUUUGAGGGCCUCCCGCCCUGUUACACGGACUUUGGGCCUAGUCGUGGGCCGGCAGGAACUGCGGCCUGGUUUGGGCGAUCCAGAAGAGACAGGCAUGAUCUGAGAGGCUGGAGGUCAGUGUUUCUCUUCCGCUAUGACCUUGCCUGGCACAGAGCCUCAUGUCCAAACUUGGAACUAGGGUCCGGAGAAAGGGUGGCGUCGUGUAGAACUGCCUUCCUUGGACAGGAGGGCAUUUUUGUUAUGACUCGACUGUGCCCACACAGGUGGCAAGAGCGUUGUGGACCACACCAUGGGCUGGGGUGGUAAGAGACGGGAGCACCCGUGAGAGAUCGUGGGCAGGAGCCUGUUUCCCUCCGGAGUCCUGCUUUCUGGGGGCAUCCGCUUGUCCGUGUCCGUGCGUUUUGCAGAACUCCGGGUUGUGUUUCCCCACUCUUCUGAUCCAAGAAACCCACUAGCUGCCCGCACCUCUGUACGUCGGGGUUCCCAGGGUGUCCUGCUCUCUCCUGCUUCACCGUGACUUGGGGCAAGCCCUCGGCCCGUCAUUGGGUGUUUCAUGCUUCCCUACAAACUGGGGAGGCGCUAUCAUCUGCCUGUAGGAGUGGCCCCAUACAGCCCGUGAACUGAACGCUCCCUGGGCCCUGACAAGGAGGGAAGUGGCCUCCGGGACCCUGCUCCUGCAUUUCUGUUACUUUCUGUAAACCGAUUUUUUCACCUACUAAAUAGAAUCGGGGGCUCCCUUUCCAUCUCCCCACCACCUAUCUUGCGGCAGUGUUAAUUAAUGCAAUUAAUGUAAUUAAUGCAAGAGCGGGGUCAGCCUCUCUCGGGAAGACAAGCUGACCAAACACAACACAGCCUUUCAGGCUGCGUGUGUCCUCACGGGGCGUAGGCAGGCCGUGUUAGGGGAGCACGCCCUCCGGGGGCACAUCUUCAGCUCUGAAGGACCAGGAGCACGCAUCGACGGUCCUCUGAAAAGUUAGCAGAAAUGCGUGGUUAGGAAGUCUCUUCUGCAGUGUGGUACCUGGGCCACUGAAACCAGGGACUCGAAUCCCAGCAACUGGUUUCUGGGCACUUAGUUCAGGGUUGGGCUCUUCCCUCUGCCUCCAGUGUGAAAACCGAAAACCCCAUUGGUCCUGAUUUCAAACACGGCCCCUGAGCUUUCUGUCGAGGUCCCCUUUGCUAUUUGGCUCAGUGGUCCAGUCUACCGAGAACAAUGUUGAGGAAACCAUUCUGCUUUUCCCUCGAAUCCUUCUGACAUUUUUCAUAGUUAGAGGCGGCAGGAAUCAAAAGGACCUGCCAUUUAUUUGUUCUUACAGCAAACUCUGCCUAGUAUUUGUGGCACCAGGAUGGAGCAUGGUGGGGGUGGGGGGCAACGUACAGGCAUCCCUACCCUGGGCCAGCCCCCGCCAUCCAAGCGGCGGACGAGGCAUGUUCCUGCAUCAUUUUUAGUUGCUUUUUCUGAAACUAAUUAGCAAAAGGAUCAGGGUUUUCCACUUACAUCUUUUGAGAGGAGGGGCUGUAAUUGUCACAGCAGUGGGUGUUGGCAAUUCACUCAAUUGUGUGUGUGUGUGUGUGUGUGAUUUUUAAUGCUGUCCUUUUAAGUCCCAACAAUAGGACAGCAAUCAGCUGUGAUAAUGUAUUUAAGGCUGUAUUUACACGAUUGGAUGGAGGAUGAUUAGCUUUGGAUCUUAAAGAACGACCCAAGGGCUUGUCGUGGUUGGUCUGUUUUUUAAAGUAUCUCAUUUUGCAACUGGAAAAUUAAAAGAGUGUAUAUGGGUGAAGACCAUUUUAGCUUUUGAGCUCUACUGCUCUGCAGGAACGGACUGGAAAAGUCACUACCUGCUUCCCACUCUUGCUCACUGGCCCUCUUCUGGCACUUGUUAUACCCUCCCAGGCCCGAGGUCUCUCCCACACACCCCACCCCUGCCCCUUCAAAGAGCAGGCCUACUGGCUCCUUGGAGACAGUUGGAUUUUCUCUCUGGGGAGAGACUGCCCCCUGCUGGCAUAGCCUCAGUCGUGGUCCAGAGCCCCUCUCCUGCUGGAGACUUGGAGAUUAAGACUUAAAAGUCAAACUCACCAUGAUGUAUGCAAGAUAAACUUAGGACCUGGGGUCUGGCCAACCCUGCAUUUGGAACCCUCAAAGCCCUCAAGACGACUGGCACCUCCAGGAGCUCAGCAGAACAUGCCCUCGUCCUUACGGGUAUGCCCUCCCAGCCCCCUCCUGCAACGUCCUUAGAACCAGCUGUCUUGCUGGUUUUGCUCAGGCCUGCACCACAACAGAAUAUGUAGAAGGAAACACAGAUGGGACCCUGCACUAAAAACCCUUAAAUGACUGUGGCUGAAGUCACUCUACAACAUGCCUGAAGGUCGCACUGUAACCUGGGAUUUUUCUCCCCCAAGUAGGCAUCUCCUGCUUCCUGGGUGUAAUCAAAGCAUGUGGUGUUUCGGGGCCAUAUGCUCCUGGUUUCUAUUUUGGAAGCUUUCAGCUGUCUUGCUUAUGUACUGUAUGUAAAUUUAUUCUUUUUAAAAUAAAAUCAUUUUGUGUUUGA